AUGUCCUCUUCAGCGGAAGGCCGUCUAGGCGACGGGCGGGGGAGAGGAGGAGGGCAAGUCCCGGAAACAGCCGUGCUUGUGCUGGGGAACUUCCAAGGCGCCGUUGUCCUGGACAUGGGGCUUGUUACGGUGGGCGAGGGCAAGGGUGCCACGCUGAGGAUCGAGGUGCCAGAGGGCGCCAGGAAGGCGGUGACCACGAUUGGUUUCGAUCCCAGGCAUCCCCUUAGCGGCGGGCUAGAGGUAGCCGACUUCGAUGGAGAGCUGUCGCUGGGGCGGGGAGAGUAUCGCGAGGUGCACGUCGCCUGGCGGCCCGAGCGGGUCGGCAAGUUCCGAGGCAACCUGGCCUUCAAGGUGGACGGUCGCUUUCCCGCCCAAGUGUCGGUGGUCGGGGAGACCGUAGACGUCGGGGGUGGGGGCAAGAGGAGAAAGGGCGACGCCCGCGAGGGCAGGAAGAGGGUCAGAGGAGGUCUGCCCGUUGGGGCCCGCGCCGGGAGGUCUUUGUCCCAGGAGGCUGCGUCAAGGGGGGCGGGACCCCAUACUUCGAUGUACGGCAAGGAGAACCGCCUGAGCCUCAGCUCCACCGCGCUGCCGCCGGCGGCGUCGGUGCUGGGGCCUUCGCCCGACUCUUUCGCCGCCGCUCUGUGCCCUCGCACGGCCAACAACAAGCGGCAGCAGAUGCUCAAGUACUCCAAGUCGAGGAGGCUUUCUCUCAAGCCGGGCCACAAGCGUGAGAAGUCGGAUGGCGGCGGCAGCGCCGGAGAGGAAAGCAGCGGCGGGGGCUCGAAAGCGACGUUGCUGCGCAAGUCCCUGAGCGACAAGGGCUGGGCCGAGAAACAGACUGCAGGGUUUACGAACUGGCUCAACUUUACGCUCGUCGGAGCGGAGCAGCUCAGGCACGGGGCCGGCGAUGACGGGGAAGAGGAAGACGGGGGUCUUACGGCGGAGAUUGGGGGGGUUUCGUCAAGCCCGCUUAAGGCCAUGGUUGCCAUGCGGCACGAAGCGAGGCAGCGCAUGAGGGCCAUGCGCCUGUUCCGCUCCGUGGAGGUCCGCACUGCAACGGAAGCCGUCGCGGACAGGGCCUACGACGGCACGAUCUCGCUCCGGAGGGACCGCGUCCUCCACGCGGACGUGGGGCUCAGCGGGGCCCUGAUCGACCUGGUGCUGUGCUACGAGCCGCGCUGGCUGCUGCUCGGCCUGGAGACGGUGUUCGGGGAGAUCGUGCCGAUGCCGGCUGGGGGGGUGCCGGCGGCGGCGAGGACGAAGGCCGGCGGGAGGGUGGACCGCGCCCUCAGGACGUUCGUUGCCGAGCGCUUGGUCAAGUGCCCGGAGAUGAAGGCAAGGUAUGGGUUCCGGGGUCGCGUGGCGAGCGGCGCGUCCGAGGUGGAGUACAACGACGAGCUAGGCCGGCACGCGCUGACGCACUUCCUGGAUCUGGUGCUCUUCCUCGACCGGGCUAAGGCCGAGAAUCUCCUGCAUCCGUGCCCUUGUCUCUUCCGCAAGACCGCCGAGGUGAAGUCUAGCGUGGGCAUGCUGAAGGUGUUCUGCCAGUUCCUGCACGGAGAGGGAGACUUCGUGCGGCACCUCAAGAAGAUGGGAUACGUCGUUGGGCACGUGCAGUCGUACAUAGACGAGUUCGAUUUCCGCGUUAGCAACCUGGCCGUCGACCUGCGGGACGGAGUGCGGCUGACCCGCCUCAUGGAGGUGGUGACGGGAGAGUGGGGUCUGGCCAUCGGUCUUCGCGUCCCCGCCGUGUCGAGGCUUCAGAAAAUUUUCAACACCAAGAGGGCGUUGGAACGGUUGGAGGCCGACGCCGGCCCGAUCACGUUGGGUAGCAACAGCAGCGGCAGCGGCGGCGGUGGCGGCGGCGCGGUGACCCCGAAGGAAAUCGUGGACGGCGACCGGCACGCCACCCUGCGCCUCCUCUGGUUCAUCAUCACCCGCUACUCGCUCUCCGCCCUCCUCGACCGCGACGCCCUGGCCCGGGAGGCGGAGGGCGUGGUCUCCGCCGCUAGGAAGUGGCGCCGCGCGGGCUUCUCUCCGGCUCGACCCGAGCGCGCCAUGAGGAAGAUGGGUGCCAUCGGUGCCGCCGCCGCUGCCGCCGCCGCCGCCGGGGCUGCUGCUGCUGCUGGGGUUGGAGAGGCUACCGUCGUAGAUUUCGGGGUGAUGUCCCCUGGAUCUCCGGCGUCUCCCGUGGCGCCUCCGGCCGGGGGGCGCGCGGUUGCCGGGGAGGAGCACCCCCCCCUUGAGCUGCCGGAUGUGGCCGCCAUGGUCGAGGGCUGGGAGGAGAAGGCGGGCGGCGGCAACGGGGAUGGGGGACGUCGUGACGGCGGUGGCGGCGGCGACGAGGAGCUGCUGUCGGCGCUGUUGGUGUGGUGCCAAGCCGUGUGUCACGGGUAUGGGGUGCCGGUGCGGAACUUCACGACCUCGUUCGCGGACGGCCGGGCCCUGUGCCUGCUGCUGCACUACUACCACCCGAGGAUUAUCCCCCUCAACGCCAUUCGGCGGACGACGGCCCACCUCCCGAGGAUUGGCGGCGGUCGCGGGGAGCUGGAGGACUGGUCAGCCUCUCUCGACGCUUCCAAGAUAACGGAGGCGGAAUGCAAAGCGGCGUUGGACGGCGAGCGGGCGAACGUCGCCCUGGCUAGGCACUGCGUAGCGGAGCUGGGCGGCGUGCCGUCCAUGCUGGCACCAUUCGACAGCACCAACCGGCCGGAAGAAAAGACGAUCAUCACGGUGGUGGCCCACCUCUGCGCCCGGCUCCUCGAAUCCAGCGCCGAGAUCCGUUCCACCAUCCUGGUGCAGCGAGUCUACCGCUCCUUCCUCGAGCGGACGGGGCGCGGGGACCUGGUCGAGCGCGCCCGCGCCGCCAAGGCCAGGGCGAGGUCGAAGGCUGCGGCGGAGAGGGCGGCCGCGGCUGCCGCUUUAGCGCGGGCAGGAGACGGCGCGGUGCCGUUCACGCCCCCGGCGACGCGGCGGGGACCGGCGGCGGCGGCGGCGGCGGCGGCGGCGGAGAGGGUGCUGCCAGAGCAAACCAUGUACGUGAGCGAGAAGCAGCGGGUCCACCUGGCCGCGGUGACCAUUCAGGGGUGGUGGGCGGCGGGCGCCGAGGGGAGGCUGAGGAGGCUGGGGCGGUCGGCGGCGGCGACGGCGGUCCAGGCGGCGUGGAGAGGGAAGGCGGCGCGGAGGGCGGCGAGCUCGCGGCGGGAGGAGCUGGCGGAGCAGGCCGAGCGCGAGUUGGAGAAGCGCAUCAUCGAGGCGGCGGGUUCCAUCCAAGCCGCGGUUCGUGGCCGGUUCGAGCGCAAAGCCUUCCUUCGCGCCAGAGACGCCUCAGCCGUCCUCCAGAUGUGGACCAGGGGACGCUUGCAGAGGACGCGGUACCUGGCCUUGAUCCGGCAGGUGUCCGCAGCGGUGCUCUUGCAGUCCUGGGCAAGGGGGUUGGCUGGAAGGCGGAGGGCGGACGCUGCUCGUGAAGUCCGUCAAAUGCAGCUCCAAGCCGCCGCAGAAAACAGCGCCGCGACCACGGUCCAAGCCUGGCGCCGGAUGCUUUCCGCGAGGCGCCAAUUGUCUGCCGCUAGGCAGGCCGCUGUCCGCAUCCAGGCCGUCGCGCGCGGCAGGGCAGAGGCGAGCCUCUACCGCAAGAAGAGGGCCGCGGUCAUCGCCGUCCAGGCGGCGCAGAGGGGCACCGCGGCGCGGGCGAGACUGACAAGAGAACGGGCGGCGAAACGAGCGGCGGCGAAGCACACCGCGGCGGUGCGCCUGCAGGCGCUCUGCCGGGGUGUUCUUGCGCGAGGCCGUCGUCACCGGCAAGAAACAGCGGCGACGCUACUCCAGGCCAGGGCAAGAGGCGCAGCGGCCAGGAAACAGGCGACCCGGCGGGGGAUCGCCGUUGCUGUCCUGCAGCGCUGGGGACGCGCCGCGUUGGAGCGGCGGAGGUACAGGCGGGCCGUGGCGGCGGCGUGCGUCGUGCAGGGCUGGGCAAGGGGUUCGGUCGCGAGGCGCGCCGUGUCCGAGCGCCGCGAUGCCGUCGUGCGCGUCCAGGCGUGGGCGAGGGGCGCGCUGGAGGCCGGUAGGUACCGGCGCCGCCUCCGGGCUGCGGUGGUGCUGCAGGCGUGGCGGCGAGGCGUGGUGGAGAGGGCGCGGAUGGACGCGAGGCGCCGGGCCGCGGUCCGCGUCCAGGCGAUCGCUCGAGGCCGGAGGGAAGCCUCCCUAUUCCGCGGCAAGCGCGCGGCCGCCGUGCGCGUGCAGGCUUGGUCUCGCGCGACCGUCGUCAGGGGAGAGCUGGCCGCGCGCCAGAGGGCCUCGGUUCGCCUGCAGGCUUGGGCCCGGGCUAGGAGACAGGAGAGGGGUUUCCAGGAGGCCAAGCGCGCCGCUGUCGUUGUGCAGGCCUGGUGGCGGGGGGCGUCGGCGGCUAGGAGCUUCCGCAAGCUCGUGAGGGCUGCUGUCGUCGCCCAAGCGCGCGCGCGAGCCGUCGUGGCGGCCGCUCGCUACCGCAGGACCGUCGACGCCGCGAAGAUGAUCCAGUCCCACUGGCGCGGUGCUUUGGCGGUAGCUCGCUACCGCAAGGAUGUCAGCGAUGUGGUGAGGAUCCAGGCGAAUUGGCGAGCUGCGCUGGAGAAGUCUCGCUACCGCAGGACCAAGGAGGCCGCUGUGGUCGUCCAAGCUUACGUGCGGGGAGCGGCGCAAGCGGCUUCUUACCGCAGGUCUCUCGCCGCUGUGGUCGUCAUUCAGUCUGGUUUACGGCGUGCGGCUGCUGUUGCUCGCUACCGCAAGGACGUUAGCGCUGUGGUGAGAAUCCAGGCAUGUUGGAGAGCUGCACUGGAGAGGUCUCGGUACCGCAGGACCAAGGAGGCCGCUGUGGUCGUCCAAGCAUACCUGAGGGGUGCAGCGGAAGCGGCUCGUUACCGCAGGACUGUCGCCGCUGUGGUCGUCAUUCAGUCUGGUUUACGUCGUGCGGCUGCUGUUGCUCGCUACCGCAAGGACGUUAGCGCUUUGGUGAGAAUCCAGGCAUGUUGGAGAGCUGCACUGGAGAAGUCUCGCUACCGCAGGACCAAGGAGGCCGCUGUGGUCGUCCAAGCUCAUGCGCGGGGAGCGGCGGAAGCGGCUCGUUACCGCAAGACUCUCGCGGCUAUCGUGGUUGUUCAGUCCGGUUUCAGGCGCGCGGCCGCUGUUGCUCGCUACCGCAAGGACGCCAAGGCUGUGGUGAGAAUCCAGGCGCUUUGGAGAGCUGCACUGGAGAGGUCUCACUACCGCAGGACCGUGGCGGCGGCUGUGGUCGUCCAGGCUCGCCGGCGGCGCGCGGUGGCGCAAACAUGUUACCGGAAGCUCGUGGGCGCCGCCGUAGUCAUCCAAUCCCGCCGGCGCGGCGCGGCCGCGGCGACCGCUUACCGCAGAGACCGCGACGCCGCCGUCACGGUCCAGAGCGCCAUGCGAGGCGCCUCAGCUCGCCGAGAGCUCGCCCGACAAGCCGGCCGGGCCACGCAGAUCGAGGCCUGGUGGCGCAUGGUGACGGCGCGGUCCCUCGCCCGCCGCCAGAAGCGCUCCGCCGUCAGGCUGCAGGCGGCGUGGCGCGGCGCGGUGGUCAGGGCGGCCUACCGGAGGGCGGUCGACGGAACCGCCAGGUUUCAGGCGCUCGUGCGCGGGGCUCAGAGCCGGGCGCGCCUUGCGCGGGAGCGGCAAGAGAUCGAGGCCGCGGUUCUCCUUGCCAGGGCCCAGGAGGCGGAGGCAGCUGCUGCAAGCGCUAUCCAGGCGCGCGCCAGGGGGCAGCGGGCGCGGCGAGACCAGGCCCGUCGCGCCGUCGCGGUGACCAGGAUACAGUCGGCGGCGAGGGCCGCGGCGGCGUGUGCCCGCGUCGCGAGGAGGAGGGAGCAGCGUCGCGCGAUGCUCGCGUCGGCGGUGAUCCAGAGGGUGUGGCGAGGAGCGGCGGCCAGGGCGAUGCUGUCGCGCAGGACUGUGGCGGCGGCCGCUGUGCAACGGUGGUGGAGGUCAGUCCUCGGGGAGGCACGCCGACAGCAAGCCCUCGAGCAAUCGUCUGCCACCCUUCUCCAGGCGUGCUCCCGGGGCCACCUCGCCCGGGCGGCCCUGCGCCGAGAGGCCUCUGCGGCGGUCGCCAUCCAGGCCUGCUGGCGGGGCGCCUCGGCCCGCUCGCGCGCCGCCGGCCGCUUCGCGGCCGCCGUUCGCUUGCAGGCGUUCGGGCGGGGCGCCCUCGCCACGACCCGGUUCCGUAGGACUCGCGCGGCGGCGGCGGCGGUACAGGCUCGCUGGCGGGGAGCGGCCGCCAGGUCCCGGCUCGCCGCAGAAACGGCGGCGGCGGCCGCGGCCGCGGCGGUUGCGGCGGAGAUACGGGCGGCGCGUGAGGAGAGCGCGGCGAGGACGCUGCAGGCGUUCGCUCGGGGGACACUGGAGCGGGCUCAGCUGAGGCGGGCGGAGGCGGCGGCCGUCGUGGUGCAGCAGGCGUGGCGGGGGAGGCUACUGCGGCGGCGGCGGCGGGAGCGGGAGGUCGCGACGGCGGCGGUUGCCGUGCAGGCUUGGUGGAGGAUGGCGUCAGCUAGGGCGGAGUACCGCCAGGCAAGGCGGGGGACUGUCGCUCUGCAGGCCGCAGUCCGAGGGAAGGCCGCGCGCGGCGCUCUCAAGGCGGAGCGCGACGCCUCUACCAGGAUUGCCGCCUGGUGGCGAGCGGCGGCGGAGGCCGCGCGCUACCGCCGCACCCGCCGGCGCGUGGUGAUGCUGCAGAGCCUCGUCCGCGGGAGGCGGGCCAGGGAGGAGGCGGCCGCUCGCUGGCUGGUGCUCGGUCGCCGGUUCUCGAGGGCCAAGGCGGCCACCAUGAUCCAGGCGGCCGCCCGCGGCAUGGCAGCGCGGAAGAAGACGGGUCCCGGGAUCGCCUCGGCCCGGGCGAGGAUCGAGAAGGCCAACGCCAACGCCCUCGCCGAUCCGUCCCAGAUCCUCGGUACCAGAGUGAAUGACGCCCUCACCGCGCUGGAGCACUGCACGCACCUGACGGCGAUCAUCCGAGCGUGCAUCGCUCUCGAGCUCACGUCCAGGUACUCGAAGGUGUGCUGCGAGGUGAUGGCCCGGUCCAGGUGUCCCCAGGUGCUGUACGACCUCAUUCGCGGCCUGAACCGCAGCCCCCCUCACCAGAAGAUCCUCAAGUAUGCCAUCACGACCUUCCGGAACAUCGCCCAGAGGGGGGAUGGCCUUCCCGCUUUGCUCGCAGCGCCCCCUGUGGCGGCUGAGACCUACGUCGACCUCUUGCAGAUGUACCGCGAGAGGCAGGAGGUGUUCCUACCGACGGUGCGGCUGCUGCAGCAGCUGCUGAACGCUCACAAGCCAACCAAGGACGAGUGCAACUCCGUGAAGCACCGGCCUCGCCUGGAGAGCAUACGGGACAUCCUCGCGCGCAAGGCGGCGGUCGAAGCCAAGAGUAUCGCGGCCAGGGGGGGGGGAGGGGGCGUGAGCAGCGGCUGUGGCGGCGGCGGCGGCCGUGCGUCGAAAUCCCUCAAGGCUGUCCAGGGUCUUCUGGACGAGUUGGCGCGAGACUGA
This is a messenger RNA of Ectocarpus siliculosus, 7536 nucleotides long. The record is from the annotation of a GenBank genome assembly. NCBI's taxonomy places the organism in Eukaryota, Phaeophyceae, Ectocarpales, Ectocarpaceae.